AUGUACCUAGGUACUCAUGUAAAAGUUCCGUGGUCCUACUUUAUGAAGAGACUAAUGCUGAUCUACAUCGGCCUGCACACGCCUUGCGGGAUGGUACCGACAAACCCCAAGCUGAAGCGGCGGCCUAGUUUCAUAUGCAGCUCCGAAAGAUGGGUGGGACGGACGGACAUCACUUGCAUGCCAGCAAUCAAGGAUUCUAAGGUGGCACAGCUCCUGGCAUAUGACCAGGCCCAAAUGAUCGACUUUAUCCAAGCACACCAGAAUGACAAGGGCGAAAUCCUCGUAGAAGAUUUAGAAGGUAUCAUUGAAUUACCGACGGCGCUGAAGCAACAGCUCAGCGCGAAGAUCAUGAGAGGAAACCCUGAUGCUAGGAAAAUUGAAGCAUGCGCACAGCUUAAUGCCCGAUCGCAGGCGGUCAUAUCCGCCGAUCUCUUUCAAAGACUUGAAAAGCUGGCCCAAUUCCAGGAGCAUAGUCAUACAGGCAUCGAGAGCUCUGUGCCGCUACGGGCUCCGGACUUGUCGAAAUUGAUUAGCACCUUCAUCGAGCAAACGAUGCAGUUCCGAAUGGUUUAUGCGGAUAUCCAUGAACUUGAGUUGCGUUUUCACGACGAAAAAGAGUGCGACAGCUUGAAAGCGAGCACGUCUCUGCGCAGACUCGAUCUAAAAAGGUCGCUGAUCGAGACACUGUACAGCGACCUUGGAGGAGCCCACGGUUGGCAGAGAAAGGCUGAUUUGUCUCAUCCGUCCUUCAAUGCUCAGAUAUCUCCUCGACAGCAUGGCCGCCGAGGACCCGGUGAAGUAGAAGAGAGCCGGUGAUUGCGAAUGAGAUGCGCUUUUGAGGCUUAGGGAAUUCACCAUCGCCUACGAAGCAAGACGAGAACAGGAUGUCAUCCAUUCCUCGCAUUGGACUUACACCAAAGGCAAAGCUUCGUGUUCUGCGACAUGCUUGGUAUGCUGGUGACGACUUGUUGGAGCGGGGUGUCAGGCGUCAUAGUUUUUCGCUCAGAAAUUGAUGCUCGGCGGGUUUGAGCUUGCCCCGUGC
Messenger RNA from Dissoconium aciculare CBS 342.82, 1042 nucleotides. RefSeq lists its product as uncharacterized. NCBI's taxonomy places the organism in Eukaryota, Fungi, Ascomycota, Dothideomycetes, Mycosphaerellales, Dissoconiaceae. The transcript is spliced from 5 exons. The coding region runs from base 1 to 816 and encodes 271 amino acids. The record is from RefSeq and is a predicted model, not a curated record.